ACUACAACAACUAUCAAAUACCACUACUACAAACAACAACAAGAUCCACACACACAUCACACGUACAUACACACACUCAAUCGCUCCCGUCCCUCUCCCAUGCCUCUUCCUGUGCCACAACUACAACAGCCAACACGCAACCACCAAUCACCCCAUCGUCACCACACAACCACAGCAAUCACCACACACAGCACACCACAGCACAAGACUCCCGCGCCCUUGCAACCGCAACCCUCGUACUGCAUACCCGGCACCCACCUCCGUCCACAACGCACCGACACGCGCCGCGCGCCCCACCACACGCACGCACGCAUUGAAUUCCUCGCCCCCAGCCCAGCCCCCCACCCCGCCCCCGCCCGUCUCCAGACCACACAACGUCAACAACGUCAACGUCCCCUUCGCUGCCAUGCCAUGACUCGCCAUCAUUGCACUCACCCACUUGGUCCAUGGCAAUAGAUUAUAGCGUCCCGUCGACCUACCUCCUUACCGGCUUAGCUACCUACAGUACCGGCCUAGCGGCCUCCCCUGCCCCGCUCCGCCACGUAUGUAUGUUAUGCCCGCCGCCCGCCGGCCGCACGGAAAGGGACGGUUCCGCGCACGCAGGCGCUCGCGGGCGCAAACGCGAAGGAAGGCCGUG
This is a messenger RNA of Aplosporella prunicola CBS 121167, 637 nucleotides long. RefSeq lists its product as uncharacterized. The coding region runs from base 100 to 456 and encodes 118 amino acids. The transcript has a single exon. Lineage: Eukaryota; Fungi; Ascomycota; Dothideomycetes; Botryosphaeriales; Aplosporellaceae. The record is from RefSeq and is a predicted model, not a curated record.